GUGACAGGCGAGGUGUAGGCUGAGGGUCAUGGCAGGGUUAGUUGGGAGAGCUCAGCCCCAGUGAACGCUCGUGUGUGUCAGCUGAAGGACACCAACACUGCCCGGUGAUCCAUCUGGGUGGUGCCAAGCGAGGAACAUGUACUGGUGUUUUGGUGCGGCGUUGAUGCUGGUAACAGUGGUGGGGAUCCCGGCACACAGCCAGCAGGCAUCGGCAGCAUCCUUCCGCCUGGUCACCGCUUACACGUUAAACCGAACUGAUGACUCCACUCAAAACAUUUCUCAGAGUGGGGACCUCUCCCUCCACCCGGUCCCUUACCUUGGCUGUGCAGACUGACCUGACUAACUGUGGAUGCAAUGUCACCGGGAAUUACUCAGGUCGCGUCCUCCAGGUGACAGGUGGCUACACAGGUGAUGCGCUCAAAGUCGUGGCGCAGAGGUACCAGCAUGUGGGGGGCGUUGGAUCAGCUGAGGAGUUGGUGAGCGUAGCGUGGCACCCCGAGGAAGAGAUGCUGUUCAUGGCGGCUCCCAGGACCACCCUCAGCCUGGCCAGCGGGCAUGAGGGCCAGGCGGGGCAGUGGUGGCGGCUGUGGUUGAGAGGCGGUGAGGAAGAGCGCGGCAAGGCCUCCAGUGGUGACCCCGCGCCGCCUCAGCUUGACCAAGAGCGAGACGCAGCCGGAACCGAGGCAGGACGCGGCGUGGUGGUGCGCACUCAGUUCUCUGAAUCCAUCUUUGGCGUAUCUGUGGACUCGCUGAUGCCGGGGAAGCGUCGGCGUCUCCUGAACCUCACCGUCACGCCACACACUGGAAAACACUGGCAGGUGAGCCUACAUGUGCCAAUUAUCUCUACAGCCCUCGAGUGGGAGACGAAGCUCUGGAAAAAUCAGGGCAAGCAACAUUGGGAAGUUAAUGGGGUAGUCAAGUCUACCAAAUCUGACAUAUCGUUAGAAUUCGUUCACUUCAAGCAGGAGAAGCAGGACGAGGAGACUCAGGUCACGGAUGACAGAGGUGAGGCUGGCAGGUGUGAUGCUGAAGGUUGUGGGGACGGCGGUGUCAAGGAGCCAAAAGCCAAGUCGCGGCACCACGUCGACAGUGAUUGCGACUCAGAUUUAAGAAAAGAACAGACAGUAGACCAGAAUGAAGUUUGUAGUGGUCGAGAUCCUAUAUCAGAAGACUUAAAGCAAAAUGAUCAUGAUUCCGUAAUGGUAAAUGUAAACGAAGAAUGUUCCAAGAAAGCGGAGUGUGAUGGACCGGAAGAGUCAGUGUCAAGUGAAGCUGUUCAAGAGACUACACAAAAAUUAACUUCCCGGGUUUUCAGCCUUUCUUCCAACAUGAAGACUUACGUCUCAUCUGACGGAGGACGCUGGAUUCGGAUCCUGCAGCGCACACACCUGGCAUUCUGUCCUCACGUUGGCUGGAACUUGAACCAAAUAUUUCGGUUCAAUCGUGACUGGACUGGGUGGGAGUACGUGGUGAACACCUGGGAGUGGGGCAACAUGGUGGUGAAGGCGGAGUGGGGCGUCUCUCUCCUGCAGUGGUACCAGAAAACUUUCAGCUUCUCUUUCGACCAGGCGGCGGCGCUCCCCUCCACGUAGCUGGUCCUGGAUUUCCGUGACUGGUGGAGCUACAAGGUGUGGCUGAAGUGGCCGGUCCUCGCGUCCUCCCUCGCCGCUUCCCUCACGCUUGGUCGCGACAGUCACACACUGCUGGGCGAGUCAGACCGUGUGGGGGUGACGUGGGAAGGCAAGGAGAGAGUGACGGGGUGGAUCAGCUCAGUAUUGAAUGAUGCUCCGUGUUUUUUUUGUUCGCAUGACUUGAUUGACUCGACUUUUAUUGUUUGUCUUUAUCUUGUAUCUUGAACUUGCUAGUGGGGAUUAUUGUUAUAAUUGUUAUUAUUAUUAUUAUUAU
This is a messenger RNA of Scylla paramamosain (green mud crab), 1905 nucleotides long. RefSeq lists its product as uncharacterized. The record is from RefSeq and is a predicted model, not a curated record. The coding region runs from base 258 to 1592 and encodes 444 amino acids. The transcript has 10 exons. NCBI's taxonomy places the organism in Eukaryota, Metazoa, Arthropoda, Malacostraca, Decapoda, Portunidae.